GUGUGCUGGAACCAGGGACCGGCAGCGGCCUCGCGGGGCCGGGGCGGCGCGGCCGGGGUGCAGGCCGCCGCCAUGGACGCGGGCCGCACGGAGAACCUGUCGGUGGUGUACCAGAGCCGGGACUUCCUGGUGGUGAACAAGCACUGGGACCUGCGCAUCGACAGCCGGAUGUGGCGCGAGACGCCCACCCUCCAGAAGCAGCUGCGCCACCACUUCCCCGAGCUCGCGGAUCCUGACACCUGCUACGGGUUCAGAUUCUGCCACCAGCUGGACUUCUCCACCAGCGGGGCGCUCUGCGUGGCCCUGAACAAGGCGGCAGCCGGCCGCGCUUACAAGUGCUUCAAGGAGCGGCGCGUCACCAAGGCCUAUCUGGCUCUGCAGGUGCGGGGACACGUGCAGGAGAACCAGAUGACCAUCAGCUACGCCAUCGGCAGGAACAGCACCGAGGGUCGUGCUCACACCAUGUGCAUUGAGGGCACUCAGGGCUGUGAGAACCCGAAACCGAGCCUGACAGAGCUGGAGGUCCUGGAGCACGGGCUGUAUGCUGGCGCCCCUGUUUCCAAAGUGCUGUUGCGGCCCCUCACAGGCCGGACACACCAGCUGCGUGUGCACUGCAGUGCCCUCAGCCAUCCCGUCGUGGGGGACCUGACCUACGGGCAGGCGUUGGACCAAGAAGACCAGCCCUUCCGCAUGAUGUUGCACGCCUUUUAUCUGCGUAUCCCCACGCACACGGAGCGCGUGGAGGCCUGCACACCGGACCCCUUCGUGCCGGCCCUCGAUGCCUGCUGGAGCCCCCACACCCUGGUGCAGUCCCUGGACCAGCUCGUCCAGGUCCUGAGGACUGCUCCCGACCCUGGUCCCACGGAAGGGAGCCCUGCGCCCUGCAGCACUCCCACACCCCCCAGCAAGCCCCCCGAGACAGAGGCACAGCGGGCCUCCUGCCUGCAGUGGCUGUCGGAGUGGACUCUGGAGCCUGACAACUGAGAGCAGCAGGCUGGGUGGGAGUGGCAGGCCGGACCCACGAGGGGGAUGGGGGCUGCCGGGGAGAGCCCUGGGCCCAUCCUAGGUAGAGGCUGUCCCUGUGUGCGGCCCCUGUGGGUGGAGCCU
Molecule: messenger RNA, 1107 nt
Organism: Lontra canadensis (Northern American river otter)
Lineage: Eukaryota; Metazoa; Chordata; Mammalia; Carnivora; Mustelidae
Gene: RPUSD1
Product: RNA pseudouridine synthase domain containing 1
Exons: 6
Coding region: 73-984 (303 amino acids)
Biological process (GO): pseudouridine synthesis
Molecular function (GO): RNA binding; pseudouridine synthase activity
Source: RefSeq, a predicted model, not a curated record